This is a messenger RNA of Ramularia collo-cygni, 432 nucleotides long. RefSeq lists its product as uncharacterized. The record is from RefSeq and is a predicted model, not a curated record. The coding region runs from base 1 to 432 and encodes 143 amino acids. Gene Ontology annotation, cellular component: membrane. Lineage: Eukaryota; Fungi; Ascomycota; Dothideomycetes; Mycosphaerellales; Mycosphaerellaceae. The transcript is spliced from 4 exons.
AUGUCUUCACCAACAGCUCCAUUGUUGGGCCCUCUCUUCGCUCUCGCAGGAUGGACUCUUGUUAUGGAAGCAUGGAUGUACGCCUACCGCAUUCCCGAUUUUGGGAAAUACAAGGUCGACAUCAACCCAAAUAUGACGGUCGAGUCGAUGAACAAGAACAUUCCGCGCCAUCGCAGGCUGCCGGCUGAUAACUACAACCAUCUACACGAGCAACCCACCGUCUUCUUCGCUGUCAUUCUAGGAUUGACAUUCCUUGAUGCGACUGACAGCACAGCUGUCAAUCUAGCAUGGRCAUAUGUCGGCGCGAGAGUGACGCACAGCCUCGUCCAGGCAACGUGCAAUAUCAUCCCGCUGAGGUUUUCCCUCUUUGCACUGAGCAGCGCGUUGCUGGGUGGAUUGGUGGUGAAGGGCGGACUACUCGCAACUGCUUGA